Molecule: messenger RNA, 321 nt
Organism: Coniophora puteana RWD-64-598 SS2
Lineage: Eukaryota; Fungi; Basidiomycota; Agaricomycetes; Boletales; Coniophoraceae
Exons: 1
Coding region: 1-321 (106 amino acids)
Source: RefSeq, a predicted model, not a curated record
AUGGAGGGGACGUGUUUGGCUUGUGAGGGGCUGGUAAAGGACCCACAGCUUGUCAGCAUCCUUAGACGGAUAGACAAGGGUGUGCAUGAGAACGCACCUCAUGCUUAUCAACCCCUUGCAGGCCUACAUGUAAUCAUCCAACGGAAAAUGAAGCAGGUCCAGGCGCUGCGCCUCGGCAAGAUCAACACCGCAAAAAGUCUUGCCCAGGGGACCACGGUGCUGGACAACUACAAAAGGUUUGUGGUUGCUGCAGCACACAGCGACCUCUCUCGGCUUGACACCCUCUUCCGUGUCUGCAUAAAAAACUGUAUGUCAUGCUAA